CAGAUGCGCCCCCUGGCGCAGCAAGCGCGGAGAGCUCGCCUUUCAGCAACGCCCAGAAGGACAGCACGGCCAUGUCAGCAUCGAACGAUACUCUGCUGGACUGCAUCCUCGUCCACAAGCUCGGCAACAACAGCCAGGCCCGAUGCCUGCUGGUUCACGACCUGGAUGACUGCGACGCGGGCCGUGCGCUGCUGCCCUACAUCGACUUCCUGUACUGCUGGUCGACGUGGGGGUACUGGCCCUUGGCACUGCUGUCCCUGUGGCUGGUCACGCUUCUCGUUGCCCUCGGAUCGACUGCCAGCUCGUAUUUGUGUCCAGCGCUGGUCGUCAUCUCCAAGUCUCUACAGCUCUCGCAAAGCGUCACCGGUGUCACGCUGUUGGCCUUUGGUAACGGCGCACCUGACACCAUAGCCACGAUCGCCAGCAUUGGGCGCAACCGAACGGAACUAGCCAUUGGCGAACUUUUCGGCGGUGGAACGUACGUGGCGACCGUGGUCGUCGGGCUUAUUUUCAUCAGAAAUGACUUCGACGUGAUUUCGACCUCCCUCAUGCGAGACAUUGUUUUCUACCUGACUGCAUCGUACUGGGCUUUUGCGCUCUAUCUUCAAGGGUAUGUUACUGUGAUCCAUGCGGCCGGUUUUAUUGCACUCUACCUCGUUUACAUCACAGUAGCCGUGUUCAGUUCGAAUAUUAUUGCCAUGUACUACCAGGUCAAGCUGAGAAUCGUUUCUCUUUGGCAGCAACGAUCGCUCAGCCCCAGCAAUUCAAGUAGAGGCUCAAGCAGUAUUGCUCGCAUCAGUCCCGACAGCGCCCUGGAAAGCGCCCAAGACAGUGCCCCAGACAGUGCCCCAGACAGUGCCCCAGACAGUGCCCCAGACAGUGCCCCAGACAGUGCCCCAGACAGUGCCCCAGACAGUGCCCCAGACAGUGCCCCAGACAGUGCCCCGAACAGUGCUCCGAACAGUGCUCCGGACAGUGCUCCGGACAGUGCUCCGGACAGUGCUCCGGACAGUGCUCCGGACAGUGCUCCGGAGAGCGUCACAGACAGUUCCCCGGAAAGUGCCCCAGACAGUGUCCUUGACAGCGUCACAGAUAGUGGCCUGGACUGCGCCAUUGACUGCGUAGUCCCCGAGAAUGCCCCCCAAAACGUCCCCGAUAAUGCUCCUGGCGAUUCCGCGGAAGCAGAGGACAUUGUCGCGAUUCCAGUUCCGUUUGUGCAGAGGCCCCGGUUGCGGCGCUCGUCUUCCGGCGUGAGCUUGCACCACCACCACGAGAACGCCAUCUACUUCUUCACCACAUCUGUUGAAGAGUCCUGCGCACGGCCGCAGAGGGUCUCUCCACCGCGUGCGCCGCACCUCGAGCUCUCAUCCCGCCACGGCAGCAGCUCGAUUUCGUCCAGUGGAGAAACGAUGCCGCUUCUCGGCACGGCGGAGCAAAGAAUUGAGAACGGACAGUGGAAAGAACUACUACUGCAGCUGUCGCCCAUCGAACCGCGUGAGUGGAACACCAAGCCACUAUGGAGCAAGUUGUACGACAUGUUCACUCUGCCCAUCCACUUGGUCCUAGUGCUGACGAUACCCGUGGUGGACCCCGAGAACCGGCUUGCGAAUUGGUGCCGUCUUUUGAACGCUUUUCAGUGCGUCACCAGUCCGAUCCUGGCACUCUUACUGUUCCGAGGAUUUUUCCUCCGCCUGGGAGGCCUCGUCCCCCUGUGGACGAUUGCACUCGUACUGGGAUCGAUCCUGGCCACAGCCGUCCUGGCCACAUCCGUGCCUCACGAGCCCCCGAGCUACCAUUGUGCAUUUGCUUAUGCGGGCUUCGUCGUGUCUGUCGUCUGGAUAUACGGUAUCGCCACUGAAAUCGUGGCGCUGCUGAAGACUUUCGGCGUGUUCUACGGCAUCAGCGACAUGCUUCUAGGCAUGACCGUACUGGCUUGGGGAAACAACAUCGGAGACCUGGUGACCAAUUUGUCGUUGUCUAAGCAAGGCUUUCCCCAGAUGGCAAUGGCGGCCUGCUUUGCCGGUCCGGUACUAGCUUUGCUGCUCGGCAUUGGAGUGGCAUUCAGCAUAAACUUCACUACGUGGGGCCUAGAGAUGAUCAAGUUGCCGUAUAGCAACUUUCUUCUGGUGAUCUAUUUUGUUCUUGUGGUCAUGAUGCUUCUGCUCCUCUUCUCUUUGGUCCUCACACGGUUCCGUUCCUCGCGGGCCGUAGGCAUAAUGCUCAUCGUUCUUUAUGUUAGUUUCCUGAUCACUACCUUCCUGAUCGAGUUCACCUACUUCCCAGUCGUUGUCAAAUUAUUCAGCCCCUUCCGUCGCUGAUGCAAAGAGGGUAGGUGCCUGGGAGCUGUUUGGCGUCUAAAAGCUGUGAAUCGAGGACUUGCUGGCUUUCGGACACUCGAGAGUUAAGACUCCCUGUCAGUGAGUGGUUGAUAUGGCUGUGGUAGGCCUUCGGAGCGAUGCAUGAUCGAUCCCUACGCAUCGUUUCCAUUGAGUUUCCAAGAACUCGUUAUAUGCCACCUUCAACUUGUAUUCUGUUUCUGUUGCUUUUUACUUUUUUAAGCAUGCUCACUACAAUUUUCCUUUUUUUUUUUUCUCCCGUUUUUAUUAAAUUCGGCGGUAACUGCAACAUAUGCCGAGCACGUUAAACGUGCGAUCCUGCCGAACAUUUCCACAGGAUGUGUUUUUAAUCUCGUCGGCUUUUUGGCAGUUGCCAGUUGAAUAGUGACGUGCCCGUCGCUGGCAGACGUUCGCAUAUAAUAGCAUCUUUGCCAUCUACUAUAUUUCUGCCGCGGCUGUUUGUAUUGUUUUAUAUUGCCACUAUUUCUUUAGUGUGUACCUAAGAAAAUGUAUCGAGGUUUUGAACGACGUGCAUCUGAAGAUAGGAACUGCGGGAACGUUUACACCUGUUUUAUCUGCCAAGGUCAGAACACGCGCCGAUAAAUUAUGCGAGUAAGCACGAAACCGAAGAUGCACAAAAAUAAAAACUGUACACCACUUUCAUUCGACUGUUGUCUCUUCAUUGUGACGUGCAUGAAAAUGGCUGUUUCAUCGAGCCUUUGUUUCAGACAGCUGUGUGUAGCCCGGCCUUAUCCUUGUAUUUCUUUUUUUUUAAUAACAAAUAAAAACCG
This is a messenger RNA of Ixodes scapularis (black-legged tick), 3127 nucleotides long. Its product is annotated as mitochondrial sodium/calcium exchanger protein-like. Bases 72 to 2318 code for a protein of 748 amino acids. The transcript has a single exon. The record is from RefSeq and is a predicted model, not a curated record. Gene Ontology annotation, molecular function: calcium:sodium antiporter activity. Gene Ontology annotation, biological process: transmembrane transport; intracellular calcium ion homeostasis; monoatomic cation transport. Lineage: Eukaryota; Metazoa; Arthropoda; Arachnida; Ixodida; Ixodidae. Gene Ontology annotation, cellular component: membrane.